Messenger RNA from Musa acuminata AAA Group (dessert banana), 426 nucleotides. Its product is annotated as stigma-specific STIG1-like protein 1. Bases 1 to 426 code for a protein of 141 amino acids. The transcript has a single exon. NCBI's taxonomy places the organism in Eukaryota, Viridiplantae, Streptophyta, Magnoliopsida, Zingiberales, Musaceae. The record is from RefSeq and is a predicted model, not a curated record.
AUGACAAUGAGGUUCUUCAUCGUCGUGGCAUGCGCCUUGGCCUUGACCACAUCUCUUGCCCUCCCCGUUUCCUCUGUGGAAUCCGACGAGCGCUCGACAGCAGCAGCAACACCGCCUUUAUUGUCCCGGGGGAUCGACUCCUUGUUCCCGCAGUACCAUCCGAGAGGCUCGAUGACCUGCGACAAUGUCCCUCGGGUUUGUCGCGCCAGCGGCAGCCCCGGCCCCGACUGCUGCAGGAAACAGUGCGUGAACGUGAUGACCGACAACCAGAACUGCGGGCAGUGCGGGAAGAAGUGCUGGUUCGGCCAAGCGUGCUGCGGCGGCAGCUGCGUCAACGUGAUGUAUGACCCCAAGAACUGCGGUGGCUGCAACAAGAGGUGCACGAAGGGUUGCUUCUGCCAGUUCGGGAUGUGUAGCUAUGCUUAG